Diorhabda sublineata is the source of this 5906-nucleotide messenger RNA. RefSeq lists its product as uncharacterized. The record is from RefSeq and is a predicted model, not a curated record. The coding region runs from base 4495 to 5616 and encodes 373 amino acids. NCBI's taxonomy places the organism in Eukaryota, Metazoa, Arthropoda, Insecta, Coleoptera, Chrysomelidae. The transcript has 2 exons.
UCUAUGGAAUAAUCAACAGAAACUUUCUGAUAAUUUAGUGAAAUUUCACAUUUCGAUAGAAAAUAUAAUAAUAACUUUGAAUAAUUUUAUAACAUUUCACAGAUUAAUCUGAACUGUCGAAGUUUGACCAUUGAUUGAUAAUAUUGAAAACGUAAUAACAUUUUCUAAAUUAAAUACGAUUCAUAGUACAGUAAUAUCUAGUCGAGAAAUUUUAGAAAUGAUGAAAUAUGUAAGUACUAUUUAUAAAGAAGAAGAAAUCCCAAAAUUCAAUAAUAUUUUAACGUAUUAUCUCUUUCUGAGCUCACAAGUACCUUUUCCAAAUCUAAAAUAAUUUUUGCUACCCAUGUUCCAAUCCUAAAACCUAUGAAUUUUUCCAUUUAUAUCCUAUAAUCCAAAAUCAUACAAUAUUUAUCCCUCCUCAAUCUUACUUGGCCAGGAGUCAAGAAGUUAAUUUUAUUAAAGAAGAAUGUCCGGCAUUAGAAGAGAAAUAUUAUUGUAGAGAAACUUUAAGUUAAAAGUCAAUUGUACUAUUGAAUUGUUAAACGGACGCUCUGUUGAAAAUUGUGUUGUUAUUGAAAUUAACCUCCAAGAAACUAUACUGGAACAAGUGACAAAUAACGAACUUUUAGUAAUUCCAAACUCAGAAACUGAAGUGAUUUCUAAAUUUAUUUCGGACCGUUAUUUUAAAAUAAGUUAUUCAUCAAUUAUAAAAAUUCCAAAGAACUGUAGUAUUCAAAUAGAAAGUGAAAUCUUCUCAACUAACAUACAAAUCAAAAAAGGAAAAUCGAUAAUAUUACCGAAAUUAAACUUCAGAUUUCUAAAUAAUCAAAUUUAUAAAUCUCCAAAUUUAACCAACAUAGAUUUUGACAAAUUAUACGAAAUAAAUAAAAUCUCUAGAAAUAUAAAACCAAUUCAUGAAAUUUAUAAUCCGCAAAGCCAUGUAUCAUUUGGACUAUUUUUACUAUAAUAAUAAUAAUUUGUGUAAUUUUAAUAACAUUAUGGUUAAUUCGUAAAUAUAAAAGUAAAUUUGUAAGAAAACAGAAAUUUGAAGAAAAGAAGAAAGAAAACAUCGAAUUAGAAGAAAGAAGACAACAAGAUUUGAAAAAUACCUCCGUCAUUUUUCAUUCUUAGGGAUGGAGGAGUUACAUGGAGAAAAUUCUAGAACGACAUUUAUAUAAAACGCAAUUGUAUUAAAUAUCAUAAAUACAAAUAUUUGUAAACAACUUGGUAAUGAAUAUAUGUUCUUGUUCUUGAAUAUAUAGUUCAUUCAAUGAAUAUCAGUUAGUUCGCUUGUGAGAUUAAUUGUAUUCAUUCAAGUAUUGUAAAAUAAAUUUUUAAAAAUAAUUUUCGAAAACCGAAAAUUAUAAUUCGCUACCCCGAAAUUUAUAAAGAAGAAGUCAAAACACAAAUAAACAAAAUGCUGGAUCAAGGUAUUAUCCAACCUUCCAAUUCUCCCUACUCAUCUCCUAUUUGGAUCGUUCCAAAGAAAGCAGAUAAAUCAAACAAAAAGAAAUUUCGUUUAGUAAUAGAUUACCGAAAAUUAAAUGAAAAAACCAUCUCUGAUCAAUACCGUUUACCAAACAUUAAAGAAAUACUAGACAAAUUAGGCAAAAAUCAAUAUUUCAGUACCCUAUACUUAGCUAGUGGAUUCUACCAAAUUCAAAUGCAUGAAGAGGACAUUCCGAAGACAGCAUUUUUAACUCAAAAUGGACAUUGGGAAUUUAAACGUAUGCCAAUGGGACUACUUUCAUCUCCUUCUACAUUACAAAGAGUUAUGGACAACAUUUUACGAGGUUUAAACAACGAAAUAUGUUUAGUAUACUUAGAUGACAUUGUAAUCUACAUGCUUGCAAGAACACGUAGAAGGACUGAAAACAGUAUUUGACCGCUUACGACAAUCAAAUUUCAAAAUCCAACUAGAUAAAUCUGAUUUUCUUAGGAAAGAAGUCGCUUACUUAGGGCAUAUCAUUACACCAGAUGGAGUAAAGCCAAAUCCCGAGAAAGUAAGUGCAAUAAAAAAUUACCCAAUACCAAGAACUCAAAAAGAAAUCAAAAUCUUUUUAGGACUAUUAGGAUAUUAUUGAAGCUACAUUAAAGAUUUUGCUAAAAUAACUAAACCGUUAACUUUAUGUCUGAAAAAGAAUGCUAACGUCAAAUACGAUCAAAAUUUUAUCUCAGCUUUCAACACUUGUAAAAAUCUAUUAAUUAUAUACCUAUACUUCAGUACCCAGACUUUUUCAAACCCUUUGUUUUGACGACUGACGCUUCAAAUGUUACACUAGGUACAGUAUUAUCUCAAGGUCCAAUUGGUUUAGAGAGACCAAUUGCAUACGCUUCGAGAACACUAAAUAACAAAAAUAUAGCACUAUCGAGAGAGAAUUACUUGCCUUAAUGUGGGCUUGUAAAUAUUUUACACCAUAUCUCUACGGCAAGCGAUUUAAAAUAUAUUAUGAUCGUCCUUUAAUUUGGCUAUUCAAUCUUAGAGAACCGAAUUCAAAAUUGAUUCGCUGGAGAUUACGUUUAGAAGAAUUUGACUAUGAAAUAAUUUAUAAAAAAGGUACAUUCUAAUUGCGAUGCACUUUCUAGAGUAGUUAUUAAUGCACUAGAAAACGAUUCAAUGAUUAAUAAUCCUGUCGAAAUGACAGAUCCUCAUGAAUUAGACCAAUUUUUGAAUGACCUUUUAGACGAACAACUAGAUGACAACAUAACAGAUGCCAAUUUGCAUACAGCUGACACAAUUGACACCGAUUCAAAUACACAACACGCCACUUUUAAUGAAACAACAAAUGACGGUAUACGAAUAUAUGUCGAAAUAAUUAAUAAUGAAGUCAAUUAAACUAUAGUAACACCACAUCCAUAUCAUAAACUAUUAGUUGAGCAGGAAACCUUGAAAAUCAUAAAAUAAUAAAUGUUAAAAUUCCGACUCAAAACAAUGAAAAUUUUAUACUCGAAUUUUUAAAGGACUACAUAAUUACGAAACGUUGUUACUGCAUGUAAUUUCACAAUGAUUCUCUUUAUAAUGAUUUUAAUAAAAUUUAUUUAGAACACUUUUCGGUAAAAGAUCCAAAGUUAAUAGAUGCUUAAAACAUGUAAAUACAAUCAAGGAAAAAGAAGAACAAAUAAUGUUAAUAAAACAUCAUCACGUUGGUAAACUAACCAUUGUGGUAUUAUAGAAACGUACGAAUAUUUAAAACGAAAUUAUUAUUGGAAAAACAUGAAAACUACAGUUACCGAAUAUAUAAACUCGUGUGAUAUUGGUCAACGAACAAAAUACGGCAGACAUCCUCCAUAUCCACCUCUGGUAAUAACCGAAACAGCAUCAAAACCUUUUCAAAUUGUUCACAUAGAUUCAUUCCUUUGCAACAAUAAAAUAUACUUAAUUAUUAUUGACGCAUUUUCCAAAUUUGCACAAGCAUAUGAAGUUGAAGGCAAAACGGCUAUUCAUAUAAGUAAAGCAUUAAUAAAAUACUUUUGUUCUUUUGGAGUACCAGAAAAAAUAAUUCUUGAUCGUGGUACUGAAUUUAAUAAUGAUACUGUAAAAGAAAUUUUAAAUCUACAUAAAAUAAAAAUACAUUUUGGCACUGUAGGACAUCACGAAUCGAACAGUAUAGCAGAACAUUUUAAUUCCAGUCUAAUAGAACAUCUCAGAAUUCGAAGAGAUGCACCCAAUGAAGAUGAUUUUAUUGACUAUGCAAUCUUUUGCUAUAAAAACUCAAUACAUAGUAGUACUAAAUUCACUCCUUUCGAAUUAACCUUCGCACACACUAAUUCCCGAAAUCCAACGAAAUAGGAAUAAAGUAGAAGUAGAAAUAACCUCAAUAAAAAAUCAAAAUAAAAAGGAAAUAAUACAUAUAAAGGAACUAAAACAACCUCCAACUGUUACAGGUUACACACCCACAUCCACGAGGGAUCAAACCACCUAAGACUCUAUAACUUAAAUAAUAACCCUGGUCUUCUACCUUACAAAUUAGGCAAUGCUCAAAAUAAAAUCGAUUUUUGGUCUUUUAUUGAAACUUUCCGACAUUUUAUAUAUAGUAAAUCAUUUCGAAAUCAUACAAAACCACUUUAAAAGAAUUCAGCAAACAUUUCCAAGAGAUAAAGAUAAAUUGGUCUUAAUUAAUGGAUUUCAAAGUAUAUGCAACCUAAUCUUAAACCUUGAGCAAAAAAUACAAACUCAGUUAAAUCAAAUAAAUCCAGUUUUCAAUAUAAGAAUCAAAAGAGGAUUAAUAAAUGGACUUGGCUCAAUAAUUAAAUCUUUAACGGGCAAUCUAGACCAAAACGAUGCAGAAAAAUACGAUAAAGCAAUUAACACACUUUCUGACAAUGAAUCAAAAUUAAAAAAUAUAGUUAAUUCAGAAAUAACACUUUUUUAACAUUUUUAAAAACAAUACAAACACAUUGACACAAAACCAACAAACGUUAUUGAAACGAAUAGAAGAAAUUGAAACUCAUUACAGACAACCAGAUGGAGAUUAUCACUUUUUUGUCACGGAUAUGCUGGUUUCUCAAAUCACUCCAACUUAUCAAUUGAUUUACAAAAUUCUAGAGAAAAUCGAAGUAGCUAUCACAUUUUCUAAAUUAAAUACAGUUCAUAAUUCAAUAAUUGAACCUAGAGAACUAUUAGAUGAAAUUAAGAUUGUGAAUAAACAAUUGAAAUUUAAUAAGCUUCCAUUUGAACCAAGAGUAGAAAAUAUUCUCUUAUAUGAAAAGGUCACAGAAAUAAAAUGUUAUACCAAGGGAUAUAAAAUAGUAUUUAUCCUAGAAAUUCCUAUAGUAGAAAGCGAAAUGUACAAUUAUUUCCACAUAUACUCAUUACCUGUACCCACUCAGAAUUCCUUCAAAGUAAUUUUACAUCAAGCAAAAUUCCUCAUCCUAAAUGACCUUUCCUAUAUGUUUUUUGACGAGAAUUGUCAAGAAGUCUCAUCCGAACAAUACAUUUGCAACCAGAAUGGACCCGUUAUCAUUCAAGAAGAAACCCCAUGUGAAAUUCAGAUGCUCCACUACUUCAAGAACGUCUCAUCAUGUCAACAGUUAGCUAUCCGAAUGCCAAAAUUACGAAUCCAAAAAUUAGAGAAAAAUCAUUGGAUUCUAAUAUCUCCUGAAAUAAGUGUAGUUAAUCAAAAGUGCGGAUCUAACAAAGACAAUUUUCCAAUUCAGGGAACUUUUAUUUUAGAACUUGACUCGGAGUGUGAAGUGGACAUAAACGGUAUUAAAAUUAAUCAUUUUGAAAAUCAUCAAACCGAACUCAAAUUAAUAAACUUUCCAAAUUUAACGUUUCCAAGUGAAAUAUCAAAAUUUCAAGUGAAACCAAUUCAACUAUAUUCUACCAAUUUAGACGAAAUUAAAACGUAUUCAAAGUGCUUUAAACAUUCAAAAACAGAAAAUCUCAACUAUUUAAUCUCCUAUAAUAUCGGCAAAUUUCUAUAUUUGGACUGUUUUUAUUUAUUUCAUUAUAAUAAUUAUCACUUUGUAUUAGACUGUAAAAUUCAUCCAAGCAAGAAGAACCAGAAGAAGAAGCUAAGGCCAAGAAAUCCAGAAUGGUCCCCAAAAUUUGGAAAUUCAAUAUAUUCCUUGAAUUUCUGUCUAACGGCGGAGGAGUUAUGGGAACGCUUCUAGUAACCUGACACCGCUAGACUGCUGAAUCCCACAGAUACCUUUCAUAUUUCAAUGUCAUAAUUAGAUUUUAUUUAGCUGUCGAGUUGUAAGGUCUCACUUCUAGUUUGUAGAAAUAAAUAUUUUUUAAAAAGUAGUUUCAAUAAACUACAAAUUUAAUUUUUGUCAGCUUUUAUCUAAUAUAUAAAAUUCUGGUGUCGCGGUGUUUGUAAUUGAACUCCUCCGAAACGGCUUGACCGAUUCUCAUGAAAUUUUGUGUGCAUAUCGGAAAAAUAUAUUCGGACAAGUACAAG